Molecule: messenger RNA, 2055 nt
Organism: Closterium sp. Yama58-4
Lineage: Eukaryota; Viridiplantae; Streptophyta; Zygnematophyceae; Desmidiales; Closteriaceae
Source: the annotation of a GenBank genome assembly
AUGGAGGUCAGGGCCGCUCUUACACGCCUUCAGCCAUCUCCAUCGGACCAACACCCACCGGUGCAGCAGCAGCAGCAGCAGCAGCAGCAGCAGCAGCAGCAGCAGCAGCAGCAGCAGCAGCAGCAGCAGCAGCAGCAGCAGCAGCAGCAGCAGCAGCAGCAGCAGCAGCAGCAGCAGCAGCAGCAGCAGCAGCAGCAGCAGCAGCACCAGCAGCAGCAGCAGCACCACCACCAACAGCGCCGUCAACAGCAGCAACACGAGCACCAACAGGCUCUCGUCCUCCCUCCAGACAUCUUCACCGGUCUGCACCGCUCUCUCUGCUCGCUGCACCUCUCCUCCUCCUCCCUGCCUCUCGUGCCCCCACCCUCCCUGCACGCCCUCUCGCACCUGACAUCCCUCGCUCUCCACUCACCAGUGCUCACCGCCUGUCCUCCCCUUGUUGCUGCUGCUGGGGGUGGAAAUGGAGGCAUUGAAACGGGGCGUCUUGGUAGGGCUGGUGCUGGUGCUGGUGCUGGUGCUGGUGCUGGUGCGGCAGUGUCUGUUGGAACCGGCGUUUCCAUUGGUCGUAAUGUGCUCAUUGGUAGCAGACGGACGAAUGGGGACGACAAUGACCAAGAAAACAGAAAUAAUUUCCCUACCUUCCACCAUUCUCUCCACUCCCUCCUCUCCGCCUUCCCCCACCUCACCAACAUCUCUCUCCAUGCCUGUUCUUCCGUGCCUCCUGCUCUCCUCCCCCUUGCCCCUCACCUCACCACCCUUCACCUCCCCCUCACCUCCUCAGACCCAGAUCAGGUCAUCCCUCACUUAUCCUCGCUAUUGACUCUCUCACUAGGAGCUCUUGCAGUGCUACAGGACCGCUCCCCUUUCCCGCCCUCAUUACACUCCCUCUCCAUCUGCUAUACACAAUUACCCUCUGCUGUAUCUGCAACACUUACUAACACUUAUGGUAACAACCGCCCUACUCUCUACUUCCCCGCUACACGUUCCUCCUUCCCUUACUCCUCGUCCACUCCACCCUCCCCCUUGAUACUCCUCUCUCUCCAUACCUGGCACCUGCCAAACCUCCGCCGUCUCAGCAUGGAGGGCGUUGCCUUGGCUCGGCACAUCCCUGACCAUGUCUGCCUCUUCCCGAGCCUCCGCGUCCUGAAGCUUCAGAGGAUGGACGGGCCGAAUCGCUUAGGAGCCGAAGUGCCGAAGCUGUUAGGGGAGGAGGUUCAGAGGUUGACUGGGUCAGAAGCGGCCCGCGAGCAUGCUUGUGACCUGCAGCUGAAGCAGCGUCUUCUGAAUCUGUCCGCCUUCCAGACCCUUCUGCGCACCUAUGCUGCAUGCCACAAGAUAGGAGCGUCUCCUGAGUUACUGGCAGCCGUUGAUGGGUUUGAUCCUGUGGCUGCGCUUCAGCUGAAAUACGCCAACAGUACCUAUCAGCUGAAACGAGGCUGUGCUGAUGGGUGCGAGACGGGCAGCAACUGUGAGGCCCCGACCCAACCAGUCAGUGGGGACGCAAGGUCAAUGGCACCUAUCAAUGAAUCAGUGGGCGCCGAUGGACAGGGGUGGGGGGAAGUCAACGCAGACUUAGUAGAAAAAGCUCUCGAGGCGGACGGCAUGGCUGGCAUUCACGAUCUCAUGGCGUCUCUCUCUGAAGCUCUCGCUGCAUGCCACACUCGCCUGCUCGCAGCCCACACUGCUGCCGAGCAUUUUCUUGUGGACAUGGAAAAAAGCAUUCCGCUGAAUGCUGCUGCUGACUGUGAGGAAGAAGAGAUAGAGAGCGUGGAGCAGGUGGAGCGGGCGGUGAGGGGGCGGUUUGGGGGGUUCCUGCGGACGGUGAGUGCGGAGCAUGUGGCCAAGCAUGCCAAGGGCAAGCUGCCCGAGGAAGCCACGGGGAAGCUUCUGUGCUGGUGGACCGAGCAUGUCAGCUGGCCGUAUCCCACUGAGCAGGAGAAGCUGCAGCUGAUGGGGCAGACGGGGCUGGACUCGCGGCAGGUGAACAACUGGUUUAUCAACCAGCGCAAGAGGCACUGGACCCAGCACAGCAAGCGGCAGCGCAAGGGCGUGUAA